AUGGACCCAUUAGGGAUGUCUAAAAGUAGCCAGAAUACUCCAGUGUCAAAAAGAAAGGAACCAAAUGCUGGAGCUGAGAAUGGAAAAUCAAAAGUGAGAAAGACAAGAUUUGGUGAGGAAGACGAUGAGGAUGACAAGGGCGAGAACAGUGCUAAGAAACAACGUCUGGUUUGGAACCCAGACCUUAAGUCGAAGUUUACAGCUGCUGUUAAUGCUUUAGGCAAAAAUGAUGCUCGUCCAAAGACAAUACUGAAUAUGAUGGAUGUUCCAGAUUUGACUCAACGCCAAGUUGCUAGUCAUCUACAGAAGUACAAAGCUCAAGCUCAACCCCUUCCUGAGUCCAAAUUUCCCUUGACAUCCUUACUACUUGGCAACCAAAUCAAUGAUUCUGGACCAGCACUGCCAAUGAGGGAAAACAGUUCAUUGCUGCAAUCGAGAUCUCUGCAAAAUCGAGCACAUAAUAGCAGUUCAUUUAGGCAGUUCCGAUCAUCAUCUCAGCGGCUGCAGAUUAACAAUGCGAGGGUGCAAGCUGGAUCUUCGCGACCAUGGCUGCAAAACAGCAAUUCAGUGCUGCAACCAGGGUCACCAGCACUAGCUAUGCCGGGAAACAAUUCAGUGCUGCAACCAGAGUCACCAAUGCUAGCUAUGCAGGGAAACAAUCCAGUGCGGCGACCCGGAUCAGCAUCCUCACUAAACCUGCAGAAUAAUAUUUCAAUGCUGCAAUCCGGAUCAUCAGGAAACAUGCAGCAUAAUAUCUCGUUGCUGCAACCAGGAUUUCCAUUCAGAUGGCAGCAAACUGAUGUUCCUAUGCUGCACCCCGGAGCAAAUGAGAAUUACUUGAUGCAUAUUAACAAUUCAUUGUUGCAGAUUGGAUCCUCAUUCAACAAUGUUCAAAACAAUGCAUCAAGGAUGCAAGUUGGAUCAUCAUUUGGAGUACAGACUCACACUUCGAUUCUGCAGCCUGGAUCAUCAUUAAACUGGGUGCAGAAUAACUUACCAAUGUUUCAACGAACACCCUCGUUUAAUUUCUGGGGAAACAAUAAAUUGCUGCAAUGCGAGUCAUUACUAGACGAGCCGGAUGAGGAUUUGUUGUUGUAUCAUGGACCACUACCACAAUGGCUGCAGGAAACUCUUUUGGUGCUGCGACAGGGAUCAUCAUCAUCAUCACAUGGUUUCCAGAAUUACAUUUCAAUCCUGCAGCCUGGAUUCUCAUCACAUAGUAUGAAUUGGGUACCAAUUCAGCUGGGAGGUGGAAAUAGUGGACUUCCUUCUGGAGGUAAUACUAUACAAACUCGAUUUUCUCAUCCUAUAGUAAAGUAG
Messenger RNA from Carica papaya (papaya), 1320 nucleotides. NCBI's taxonomy places the organism in Eukaryota, Viridiplantae, Streptophyta, Magnoliopsida, Brassicales, Caricaceae. The record is from RefSeq and is a predicted model, not a curated record.